AUGUGUGAAGAUAAAAAUAGUAUGCGUUUGGAAAUGGAAAACUUAUUAAAACGACGAUUUUUUUAUGAUCAAUCGUUUUCAAUUUAUGGUGGUGUGAAUGGUCUAUAUGAUUAUGGUCCAGUUGGUUGUGCAAUAAAAAUAAAUAUUAUAAAUCUAUGGCGUCGACAUUUUAUUCUCGAAGAACAAAUGCUUGAAAUAGAUUGUUCAAUGUUAACGCCAGAAAUUGUACUCAAAGCAUCAGGUCAUGUUGAUCGAUUUACAGAUCUGAUGAUAAAAGAUACUGAAACAGGUGAAUGUUUUCGAGCAGAUCAUUUAAUUGAAGGUUAUUUCGAAAAAUUACUUGAGACAAAAGAUAUAGAUGAUGAAAAGAAAACUGAAAUUAAACAAUUAUUACCACAGAUUGGUAAUAUGAAUGUAGAAGAUAUACAACAACUUAUAGAAAAAUAUAAUAUAAAAUCACCUAAUACUAAUAAUAAACUAUCAGAACCUAUUGCUUUUAAUUUAAUGUUUUCAACUUCAAUUGGUCCAAUAAGUCAAACAAAAGAUUAUCUUCGACCAGAAACUGCUCAAGGCAUGUUUGUUAAUUUUAAAAGACUAUUAAAUUUUAAUCAAGGUCAAUUACCAUUUGCUGCUGCACAAAUUGGUAAUUCAUUUCGAAAUGAAAUCUCACCAAGAUCAGGUUUACUACGAGUUCGUGAAUUUACAAUGGCAGAAAUUGAACAUUUUAUUGAUCCAAUUGAUAAGACACAUUCAAAAUUUGAUACUGUUGCUGAUCUUGAAAUUCAAUUAUAUUCAGCUAGUAAUCAAAUCAAUGGUGAAACAGCUCAAUUAAUUCGUUUAUAUGAUGCUGUUCAUUCAAAAUUAAUUAAUAAUGAAACUCUUGGUUAUUUUAUUGGUCGAAUUUAUCUAUAUUUAAUAAGAAUUGGUAUUGAUAAAAAUCGAAUUCGUUUUCGUCAACAUAUGGAUAAUGAAAUGGCUCAUUAUGCAUGUGAUUGCUGGGAUGCUGAGUGUAAGAUAAGUAGUGGUUGGAUAGAAUGUGUUGGUUGUGCUGAUCGAUCUUGUUAUGAUUUAACACAACAUACAAAAUUUAGUGGUCAACGACUUGUUGCUGAACGACAAUUAUCUGUACCGAAACGAGUACAGAUUACUGAGAGAAAAAUAAAUAGUACAAUAAUUGGUCAAAUAUUUCGUAAAGAUACUUCAAUAGUUGUAAAAUAUUUAGAAAAUUUAUCAGAAAAUCAAGCUCAUAGUUUACAUGAAAAACUUGAGCAAGAAAAUGAAAAAUGUACUAUUAAUGAGAAGGAAUUUAUUAUUACACGAUCUAUGUUUAAACUAGAAACAAAAGAAAAAAUCGUUCAAGUCGAAGAAUUUACUCCAUCAGUAAUUGAACCAACAUUUGGUAUUGGUCGUUUACUGUAUGUUACAUUAGAACAUAAUUUUAAAAUUCGUCCAGAAGAUAAUCAACGAAAGUAUUUUACAUUACCACCAUUAAUUGCACCAUAUAAAUGUGCUGUUUUACCAUUGAGUGUAAAUGCAGAAUUCAAACCAUUUGUUAAACAAAUCUCUGAUCUUCUAACUCAAGCUAAUAUUUCACAUAAGAUUGAUACAAGCAGUAGUAAUAUUGGUAAACGUUAUGCACGUUGUGAUGAACUUGGUAUUCCAUUUGCAAUCGCUAUUGAUUUUGAUACAUUACAACAACCAUAUUCAAUAGCAUUACGUGAAUUAGAAUCAUUAAAACAAGUUCGUGUUAAAAUUGAUGAAAUAGUAUCUGUUCUUCAAGAUCUUGCAACAGAAAAAGUAACUUGGAAUGAAAUAUUUGCAUUAUAUCCAAUAUUUACAGAACAGCAAACAAAAAGACUUGAAAAUUAA
Molecule: messenger RNA, 1869 nt
Organism: Adineta steineri
Lineage: Eukaryota; Metazoa; Rotifera; Eurotatoria; Adinetida; Adinetidae
Source: the annotation of a GenBank genome assembly